Microcebus murinus (gray mouse lemur) is the source of this 9198-nucleotide messenger RNA. RefSeq names its product solute carrier family 7 member 11 (gene SLC7A11). Gene Ontology annotation, molecular function: L-amino acid transmembrane transporter activity. Gene Ontology annotation, biological process: amino acid transmembrane transport. Gene Ontology annotation, cellular component: membrane. NCBI's taxonomy places the organism in Eukaryota, Metazoa, Chordata, Mammalia, Primates, Cheirogaleidae. The record is from RefSeq and is a predicted model, not a curated record.
AAAAAAGGCUGAGUAAUGCUGAAGCCUUCUCAUGUGGCUGAUGCAAACCUGGAGAAUUUGCAUCAUCAUUUAGCUGUAGUAAGUUGGUGUGACAGGCAGGAGCUUAAAUACAAGCCCACGAGGAAGCUGAGCUGGUUUGUAAUGAUAGGGCAGCGGCAGCAGCAGCAACAGCGGCGGCAACGUUGGUAGAAGGAGGAGGUGGAGGACUGAGAGCACCAUGAAUACACAGGUGUUUCCAAGUAGUAAUUAGAUAGCUGUGAAGGAUAAAAAUACACCUUUGAGUUUUUACCUGUGAACGCAAUAGCGCUGAGGGAGACAGUCUGAAAGCAAAGAGGGAGACAUCGAUCAGUCACACCAAGAGACACCAAAGUAGAAAGUUUGAGUUUGUUUUUUCCCCUCCCUCUGUUUUAUUUUCCCCCGAGUGUCACUACUAUGGUCAGAAAGCCUGUCGUAUCCACCAUCUCCAAAGGAGGUUACCUGCAGGGAAAUGUUAAUGGGAGGCUGCCUUCCGUGGGCGGCAAAGAGCCACCGGGACAGGAGAAAGUGGUGCUUAAGAAGAAAAUCACUUUACUGAGAGGAAUCUCCAUCAUCAUUGGCACCAUCAUUGGAGCAGGAAUCUUCAUCUCUCCUAAGGGCGUGCUCCAGAACACAGGCAGCGUGGGCAUGUCUCUGAUCGUCUGGACGGUCUGUGGGGUCCUGUCGCUAUUUGGAGCCUUGUCUUAUGCUGAAUUGGGAACAAGUAUAAAGAAAUCUGGUGGUCAUUACACAUAUAUUCUGGAAGUCUUUGGUCCAUUGCCAGCUUUUGUACGAGUCUGGGUGGAACUGCUCAUAAUACGCCCUGCAGCUACUGCUGUGAUAUCCCUGGCAUUUGGACGCUACAUUCUGGAGCCAUUUUUUAUUCAUUGUGAAAUUCCUGAACUUGCAAUCAAGCUCAUUACAGCUGUGGGCAUAACUACAGUGAUGGUCCUAAAUAGCAUGAGUGUCAGCUGGAGCGCCCGGAUCCAGAUUCUCCUAACCUUUUGCAAGCUCACAGCAAUUCUGAUAAUUAUAGUCCCUGGAGUCAUGCAGCUAAUUAAAGGUCAAACACAGCACUUUAAAGAUGCCUUUUCAGGAAGAGAUGCUAGUCUUAUGGGGUUGCCCCUAGCUUUUUAUUAUGGAAUGUAUGCAUAUGCUGGCUGGUUUUACCUCAAUUUUGUUACUGAAGAAGUGGAAAAUCCUGAAAAAACCAUCCCCCUUGCAAUAUGUCUAUCCAUGGCCAUCGUCACCAUUGGCUAUGUGCUGACAAAUGUGGCCUACUUUACGACCAUUAGCGCUGAGGAGCUGUUGCUUUCAAAUGCAGUGGCAGUGACCUUUUCUGAGCGGCUACUGGGAAAUUUCUCAUUAGCGGUUCCGAUCUUUGUUGCCCUCUCCUGCUUUGGCUCCAUGAAUGGUGGUGUGUUUGCUGUCUCCAGGUUAUUCUAUGUUGCGUCUCGAGAGGGUCACCUUCCAGAAAUCCUCUCCAUGAUUCAUGUCCGCAAGCACACUCCUCUUCCAGCUGUUAUUGUUUUGCACCCUUUGACAAUGAUAAUGCUCUUCUCUGGAGACCUCAACAGUCUUUUGAAUUUCCUCAGUUUUGCCAGGUGGCUUUUUAUUGGGCUGGCAGUUGCUGGCCUGAUUUAUCUUCGAUACAAACGCCCAGAUAUGCAUCGUCCUUUCAAGGUACCACUGUUCAUCCCAGCUUUGUUUUCCUUCACUUGUUUCUUCAUGGUUGCCCUGUCUCUCUAUUCGGACCCAUUUAGUACAGGGAUUGGCUUUGUCAUCACUCUGACUGGGGUGCCUGCAUACUAUCUCUUUAUCAUAUGGGACAAGAAGCCCAAGUGGUUUAGAAGAAUGUCAGACAGAGUAACCAGAACAUUACAGAUAAUACUGGAAGUAGUACCAGAAGAAGAUUGUCAUAAAUUGUGAACUAAUGAAUUUGAAAUCUUGGCCAUCAGCCCAAGGGCAGAGAUACAAUGUGGAUCUUUCCUUCAUUUUCUGGAAAUCCAGAGAAUUGCAACUUUGGUGACGGACUAAAAGAAUCAAUUAUUUCUAUUCAUAUCAUUUAGUAUAUUUAAACUAAUUUCUAAGAAAUUUACUUAUAACUCCAUGUAAUUAGUUAUAGGAAGCUAAUGUGCAAUUGUAUAUGAGUUCACACAGUUCUCUAGUGUCCAAUACCUACCUGUUGGAGUUAGGGGAAAAGACUAAGAAAAUGGACAUUACUUUAGUGGUCAUUGUCUACACCAUAUCUCAUUUCCCAUGGCUAAGAACCUUCAAAUUGAAGACUGACGUGUUUUCUGUAUGUGUGGGUUUUGUAAACACGGUUUUACACACCAUAGGUGACUAUACUGUGAAAAAUGUUUUCUAUUCUUCUUAAACACACACACAUCAUUAUUAAGGCAAAGAGAACAAAUAGAAAUUUAUUUUACAUUGACAUUGCAUUACUUCCCCUUAGAUACCAAUUUAGAUAUCACUCAUCUUUUAAUGGAUUGUACUCAGAGCAUUUUGAACAAAGGUCAGAGGGGAUAUGUUGAAUACGUUUUUCUAGGGGCUGUUAUUUAUGAGACAAAUAUAAGAUUUAUGUUGGAGCAAAAAUUCUUGAUAAUAUAUUAUGUUAGUUUUUUUUUUUUUUACUCAUUAUCAGAAAGUUCCACAGUUAUGUGUGAUUUCGUUUUCACAUCAGUCUGUUUGAUCUGGAAAGUGUGUAACACUUCUUAGAGCAAGAAUCACUUUGAUAUUAAAAUGCUCUUAAGAACAACUACCUGCUUCACUAAUAAUUUACCCAUAGAUGAAUAUAUCUAAACAUGUGCAUUUUUAAAUCUUUAAAUUAUGAUAUCAACGUGAGAGAAAUCAAUAAAGAAAAUAUCCCCAAUAUUAGGCCCAACCCUAUAAUCAUAUUGACAUGAAAUGUUAGUAAUUCUGAACAUUGAAAAACAUUUUGGGUAUUUUUACAUUGUAAUGAAUUUUGAGAGUUUGUGUAUUCUUUUGUAUAUUUUAUAAUCUGUUAAAAUAGCUCUUUGGAUGAAAGUGUCCAGAUAAAUUAGGGAAAAGUGCAUAUUAGUAUGAAAAUUGAGGAAGAAAUGUCAUUGCUAAAUAAGAUUUACAACUGAUGUUUCUAAAAUAUUCCACUUCUAUAUCAAGGGUUUUUCAGCAAUUUCAUCACCUUAAUUAUCAUUUAACUUGUAAAAUAGAUAACUAUUAAUAAGUUCAUCAAAAGCAGGAGAAAUUGUGCCUGAGUGUGUGUGUUCAGAAUGUGUUGUUUUUGCCAAUGUUAGAAAAUAUUGUGGCAUUUACAAAGAGGAAUAAUAUAAUAAUGAAAUUUUAGACUGUUACUUAUAUACAUCUAAGAUGAAAUGGUUAUGGUUAGAGUACAUUUCAUCCUUAAUUUUUAUCUAUUUGAAAAUGAGAAUUUUUGAAAGAAUUAUACUGAUUAAAAUUAUUAAGAGCAGACAUAGAAUUUAUAGACAAUUGUCCAAAGAAGAAAUGAUGAUUUGGAGCAAUUUCAAUUCACUAAUUUCAAUUUUUUCUCUUGAUGACAUUUUAUAUAUAUCCAAGACUGACAUUUUUUUUUUAGCUAAACCUAGUGUUUGGGUCUCUAACUGAAUUCAUAACCAUUCCUUUUCUCUUACUCAUAGCAUAAGGUUUUCAGAAUCUGAUCUAUAAUGCAUAUUUUCAGUAUACAUUGUCCAUUUGUCCACCUCUCCCUAUUCUAUCUUAUGAGAAUUAAAAAUUUCAUUUAUAUCCCUAUCUUUUGCACAGUCAAGGCUCAUAAAAUCUAAACAUGCAAACUCUUCUUGAGUUUUUCCUUGCCUUAAUGAAAAAAACUAGUAAAGUCUUCUGGAAAGAUUUGUGAAGUUCUUGGCUAUUCCUGAGGUUAAUGUGAUUAUAUUGACAGUAGCAGAUUGAUCUCAUUAUUUUAUUUAUUUGUUUAUUCUUGGUUCUAAUACUUCUUUAAAUGUAUCCUUGUUCAAGUGAACUGGAAUACAUGUUCAUUAUUUUUCUCUUCUUUUCAAAAGUGAAUUUUACAUUAUUAAAUUUCUACUGCCAUUGUAAUACCAUUAUAACCAGACAGAAAUUCAGCCAGUAAUUUUUUAAAAAAGUGAUGAAGAUGAAGUUGUACUUGAGCUUAUUUUUAAGACACAUCAUAAGAAGACACAGGGUUUCUUUAAUCAGGGAAUCAGUAUUCAUAAUUUUUAUUCAAAAUAGUAGUACAUAAAGCAGAUUCUGGUUCAAAAACUCUCCCUUAUGCACACACACACACACACAUAUAUACACACAUAUAUAAAUAAUGCAUAUUUUUAUACUGCAUAAUUUUUUUCUCAUAUUUUUAAAAUGAUAGACAUAUUUACAUGUGCUAUAUUUGUACCAGUGUGCAUAUACAAAUGUUUGUGUACAUAUUAUGAGUUUAUUAUAACAUUCAAAAGUAAAAGUGACCAAUACAGUUUAAAAUAACUGAUACACUAUUUUCAAUGUUUUGGGUAGGGGAUACAUUGAGUCCCAUAUUUGAUUAUGAUUUUAAAAGACUAGUGAAGACUUAUAAAGUUAAAAAUUUGGCUAAAAAAGGAAUGAUUCUCAUUACACAAUUAUGAAUAUUUGCGGUAAAUAUUUUCCUCAUAAUGCCAAUUUGACCCAAUUUUUAAAGUAUUAGAUUAUGUUCCUUUGAUCAAAUGAAGAAAACUGGAAUAAUAGAAAUGGUGAUUAGGUCAGCUGAAAGUAGACCCUGUUCUUGUCUUUCCUUGGAUCAAAGAUUUGACUCCAGUUCCAAACAUAAAAAAAAUGAGGUGUGUGCAGGACAUGCAUGUGCACUUAUGCCACAGCCCCCAGUCCUGCUGGCCCCAAAUUAGGACAGCUUAUCAGGUUAUAUUAGCAAUGCAUGGCAGUUUCUCUAACACUAAAAUAUGCACUCUGAAUCAAAUUUCCAGAUUGUCUUGUAUGUCUAGUGAAAUUAUUUUCUCAAUUGCUAUUUGAUAUAUCAACAGAUGGUUACAGCAUAUAAUUACAUAACAGAAAUCUUCAUAAACUGUAAUCAGACUUCAGGAAACUCGUUAUUUUAUCUUGAUUUGCAGACGAAGGUAAUGCUAAGAAACGGAGCAACUCUGACCUUUGCUAAAGUUGACCUCUUAUAAUUGAGGCAUAAGUUAUGAAAAGAGAGAAAACUGAAGGUCAGAGUAACAGGAAAUUAUAGUAUGUGAGUAGAGGUGACAGUAUUUUGGGCUUAUGCAAUAUAGUCAGAGAAAUAUUAAAAAUUAGUUGUCUGCUAUGCAUAGGUGGAUAUCCCAAGAGGCUAAUGAAAUAUAAGCUUCAGUGCCCUUCACUUAAGCAUGCCUCUUCCAAGGUCCUGAACUUAACUUUGAGCUAGGAAUUUUGUAUUAAUUUUCUUGAGGAAGACCAGCAAAAUUGUGUAUAAUUCUGGCCUCACAAAUAUCUGCAUUUGUCCUUGUGAGUAAGCUAAAGUAACUCCCAUUAUUUUUUUCUAUCAAAAAUGAGCAUGGCUUAUUUGUAAGGUAUAUUUUUAAAUAUUAAAGUUAUGAGUAAUUGAAGUAUCUCUAUGGAAUAUAAGUGGAUUUCUCAUAAUGUGUAUUAUGUGAUUUAUGAGGAGAUAGUUUCAUCUUCAUUCUGAAUGAUAGAAAAACAAUGAAUACGAUUUGAAUCAUAGCUCUUUUUCUUAGUUUGUAAAGAAAUAUAAAGCGAUUUGGGAUUUGAAUGUAGAUGACUUAAGCAAUUUGAUUUUACUUGAAUAUAAUCUUGCUUCCUUUUACCCUACAUGAUAUGCAGUGUGUUGGUGCUGAUAGUGUUUACAGAGUUACAUGUUACUUUCCUAACCAUUCGAAGUCAGGAAUUAAAAUAUGGUGUAACUGGUGAGGAGCUCAUAGUGGAUAUAAUUUAGAGUAGAUAAUGAGUCAUCAUGGUAGCUUGUUUACAUUACUUAUCUAUGAGUAAAGAAUCAUUAUCUAUAUAUGUAAUAAUUUUCUCAUAAACAGUAUUUUUAACAGUAUGUUUAAAUCUAUCCUAAUAUAUAUUAAUAUAAUGCCUAAAAGUGCGACCGCCAAGUAGGCCUUAGUUUUAUUAGUACUGUACUUUAAAAAGAUUUUUUAAUAGUUAAUUUUUGGAGGUAAUUCUUUCUUCUGUUGCAUUUUCAAAUUAGUUGGGGUCUAAAAUUAAAUGUUUUGUCUACUUUUAGAUUAGCUACAGAUUCACUAAUGCAUAAAUUACGUUUUCACAGAAAGUUCACCAAUUUUCCUUAUGUUGUGAGAUAAGGAUCUCAAAAAGAUCACUUGAUCUUUUUGAACCAUUUCUCUAUUUUAUUUGAAUGAAUUAAUUACUCUCUUUUAUUUCUUGACAUAUAUGCUCAAAGUAGGAAGCGAAUCUUAAUUUGAAUUUAUACCAUUUCUUAGAUUUUCUUAGUGUGCAUCGAUCAGUCAGGUUUACUUUUUUUGUGAGUUUGCUUCCUCUUCUUCUUUGUUACCAUUUAAAAUGGCUUUAAAAUGCACAGAGGAUGGUUACAGUUUCUAAAUAUCUCUCUGUUACAUGUGUGUAUUUCAGUGUACUUGGAUCAAGGGUACAUUUAUAGUAUCAAUAACUGCCUUUACAGGUUUAUUGAUAACAAUUCUCUCAAGAAACUGUGGAGCAUUAGGAUCUGAGAGCUAUACAGAUGGCUACACUUGUUUGAACAUGAAUGUGUGCUUUUUCCCCCUUGACAUAUACACUACUGAUUUUAAAAAGGAAAGUAGGACUUUCAAGUGAAUUAAUUUAUUGGUUAGGAGAAUUGCUUGCUAAGUCCUCGUUACCUCAUGUUGAAGCCUCUAAAAACCAUACUCAAAGCCAGACAGGGGGAAAAAGACUAAUAAUGCACAGAUGUCUCUUUUGCAGCGGUGACUGUACUUUGAGUACCUUGUGUGACCAAGUAUUUUGCACAGCAUCUUAUGGGAAAACAUAUCAGGCUUUUGGAUGUUAUAGCUGUAUAAUUGGGUUGUGAGUGGUCUGGCUUAUAAAAUUAGACCUCACAUACUCCUAAUAAUUAACUUUAUUAGCACAUGCUUGAAAGCACAGUCAUGUCACACUGGGAGAGGCAAGGCAAUGUGGUUCCUGGGUCCUGGGUUUGAACUGUCUUAUUUCAAAGGGUUUCUGAUUUAAUUUUGCCUUAGAAUUUCUUCUUACUUCAAACUUUCCAUUUACUAAUACAAUAUAAAGUAUAUAUUAAAGUAGAAACGUACUUUGGAGAAAUGAAACAGAUUGCUUCAAAUGAAUGUAUGCUUGUAACAGACUAGAAAUGAUCUACAUGAAACUACUAUGUAUAUUAAUUAUUUCAAGCACUACCACAUAGCAUUUCUUAAUACGCUAAAAGUGAGAAACCACCAAAAUUCUCCAACAAUUUUAAGUAAUCUGAUCCUCUCCUUGGAGAAAUUUGUUACUUAAUAGUUUUCCUUUGUGAAUGUUAAAGUAACUUAUUAAUCUGGAACUAAACAUUUAAUAUUUAAAUUUUGAAAACUGGGUUCUUCUUUGGAUGUGAUUCAUGUUCAGAGAGUAAAAUAACACUUAACUCUUUUAGGACAGUUCCUAGAAUAUGUAGUAAUAUUAGGAUAUAUUUUGCUUUAAAAUUUGAAUAGAGACACUGGCCUGAAAUUUCUCUCUCUCUCUGUAGAUGGGUUGUAGCACAAUAGUAAUGAGUUUUGGGUAGUAAUUCUCAACAUUUGGGAACUUUGCAAAGUUUGCAAACUUUGCAAACAUCAGAUGUGCUAAAAGUGUUUUACUUAAUGCUAUGAAAUACAUUGUUUUCUCCCUGUGGCAAACAGGUGAACGAACAUGUAGUUGUAUUUUACUGAUAGUAAAUGUUGGCUACCUGUGGUUUUAUAGUAAGCACAUGUCAGAAAAAGGCAAGACAAAUGGCCUCUUGUACUGAAUGCUUGGUGAACAUAAUUUGUCUUGCUUUUCUGACAAGGAUUUGACUCCACAUUUCAUAGAGCUUGUUUCUUACUUAUCAUAAAGUGGAUUACAUGGUAGUGAUGCACUGGUAAAGAUGGUUUUCAGUUAUUGACUCAGAAUUCAUUUCAUGAUGAAUCUUUCAUGUCUUUUUAUUGUAAAUAUAUCUGAAUUUACUUUAUAAAAAUGGUUUUAGAGAGCUUUGUCUAAAAAUUUGACCUAGUAAAAGUAAAUUCUUUUUCAGUUUGCAAGGUGUAGAAUAAUUUGUGUGUGUGUCGGUAUGUUCAUAUGAACAUAUUACUAGGUAUGAAUGUGUUUCAAUAGCUUUCAUAUUCUAUGACAAGCAUCAGUAAUUUGCAACAGGGGAAUCAAUUUAGCCCAGUGGGAAAGUGGUAGCCAGGUUACUCUUGAGGGUUAUGCUGGCAACCAUCUCUUUGAUCUGUGCUUACAUUGUAAUUUAUAGAAGAGAUAAAUUCCUAACUUCGAUCUGGAAUGCAUUUUUCUUGACCUUCUACCAUUUCCAAAACUGCAGGGGCAUGGUGGAUGUUAGGGUCUAGUGACAUAAAGUGCAGGAACAGAGCGAUUCAGCUGAGAAAAAGUGACCCUUGACAUGCUCACUGGUCUACAUCUCAGGCAGGAUUCCUUCACUCUGGCAUUGUGAUAAUGAAACUUGGUAAAGGUGAUUGUGUGUAUUGUAUGAAAAUUUAACACGAUACCUUACAUUGAUUGAUAAAUUCUUAAGGGGUGAGAUUACUUCUCUGCAUCUACAUUCCAAUCCUAUUAGGAGUACUAACAUAUUUAACUAUGAAAAUAUAAAUGAUGCAGAGGGACUUCCAUUUGUAGUUUGUAUUGUGUUUCUUAGAGUUCCUUGGCACUGAUGCCUGUACCAGCAUGUGAUAUGUGAAAUAAAAUGGAUUCUUCUAUAGCUAAAUGAUUUCCCUCUGGGGAGAGUUCUGGUGCAGUACUCACACUACCAGAUGGUGUUUAUGGGCUAUUUUGUGUAAGUAGUAAGAUGCUAUGAAAUAAGUGUGCUUUCAUCUGAUGGAAACUCUUGAUACAUGUGCUUUUGUAUGGAAUACAUUUUGGUGCAAUAUAAUGUCACUCAAUUUUGCAUUGAAUUGGAUUUCAGUUGUGUUUAUGUGUAUGUAUAACUGCCAUGCUUCUAGUUGCUUCAAUCUUUGUAUAUCUGGUUUUGUACAUAUUUUUACUUGAACAUAUUUUAAAAGAAAAUUUAAAUAAACCUUUGAUAGUUUACAUAAUAAA